Castor canadensis (American beaver) is the source of this 957-nucleotide messenger RNA. The record is from RefSeq and is a predicted model, not a curated record. NCBI's taxonomy places the organism in Eukaryota, Metazoa, Chordata, Mammalia, Rodentia, Castoridae.
CCUUCUACAGAAAAAUGAGGGUCUUUUACCUUCUGCUGAUUUUUCUGUGUGGAGCCCAGAGCUACACAGCAUCAAGGCCAAACAUCGUCCUGCUCAUGGCAGAUGACCUUGGCGUGGGAGAUCCUGGAUGCUAUGGGAACAAGACUCUCAGGACUCCAAACAUUGACCGGCUGGCCAAUGGGGGAGUGAAGCUCACUCAGCACCUGGCAGCAUCACCCCUGUGUACACCAAGCAGGGCAGCCUUUAUGACGGGCCGGUACCCAGUGCGAUCAGGAAUGGCGUCUCGGUCCCUGAUUGGAGUUUUCAUCUUCACGGCUUGUUCUGGAGGACUUCCAACCAAUGAGAUCACCUUUGCCAAGCUUUUGAAGAAUCAAGGCUACUCAACAGCACUAAUAGGGAAAUGGCACCUUGGAGUAAACUGUUACAACAAAACUGACUUUUGUCACCACCCUCUACGGCAUGGCUUUGACUACUUCUAUGGACUCCCUACAACCAACUUGAGGGACUGCAAACCCGGGGAAGGUUCUGUCUUCACUUCAGCCUCCAGAUGGCUGGUCUUUAUCCCCCUUCAGAUCAUCGGAAUUGCUGUGCUGACCUUAGGGGUGCUUCACUUCCUAGGACUGCUUCAUGUGCCCAUCAGCGUUUUCAUCUGCCUCCUCCUUCUGGCAUCCUUAAUCCUGAUCCUCUUCCUGUGUUUCCUUCAUUACUUCCGGCCUUUGAACUGCUUCCUGAUGAAGAACUUUGACAUCAUCCAGCAGCCCAUGUCCUAUGACAAUCUCACCCAAAGGCUGACUACAGAAGCGGUUCAGUUCAUACAACAAAAUGCUGAGACACCAUUCCUACUUUUCUUGUCUUUCAUUCAUGUGCAUACAGCCCUCUUCUCCUCCAAGGAAUUUGCACACAAAAGCAAACAUGGCCGUUAUGGAGAUGCUGCUGAAGAGAUGGACUGGAGUGUUG